Molecule: messenger RNA, 4993 nt
Organism: Pelobates cultripes (western spadefoot toad)
Lineage: Eukaryota; Metazoa; Chordata; Amphibia; Anura; Pelobatidae
Source: the annotation of a GenBank genome assembly
CGCCCCUUUGUUGGCUCAGCGACGGGCGCUGCGCGGUGUCUCCCGGAGACCGGAACCGGGGGCGGGGGGGGGAGCUGUCCGGGAGCCAGGAAGCCAGGACUGACCGACGGCAAUCCCUGAGACGGACUGUGUGCGCGGCGGCAGGAGGGGAGCGGCCACCAUUCACCCCCGGGAGUGCGCAGUGACCGGAGCGCGCACAGGGGAGGGGCGGGGACUAUCCAGGGGGGCCACAGGCCUCACAGCCCCGGAGAUACCGAGAGAGGGGGAGAGACAGGCCUCACAGGGCCCCAGGCACCCAGCAAGGCACCCAGCAAGGCACUCAGCAAGGCACUCAGUGUACAGACUGCAGCCCAUAGAGCAGGCACUCAGUAUACAGACUGCAGCCCAUAGAGCAGGCACUCAGUAUACAGACUGCAGCCCAUAGACCACCCACUCAGUGUACAGACUGCAGCCCAUAGACCACCCACUCAGUGUACAGACUGCAGCCCAUAGACCACCCACUCAGUGUACAGACUGCAGCCCAUAGACCACCCCAGUCACUCAGUAUACAGACUGAAGCCCAUAGAGCAGGCACUCAGUAUACAGACUGCAGCCCAUAGAGCAGGCACUCAGUAUACAGACUGCAGCCCAUAGAGCAGGCACUCAGUGUACAGACUGCAGCCCAUAGACCACCCCAGUCACUCAGUGUACAGACUGCAGCCCAUAGACCACCCAGCAGGCACUCAGUAUACAGACUGCAGCCCAUAGACCAGCCUUGUAUCAGGGAUCACAGAGAGCAGGGUCCACCCCAGCCUGGUGUUAGGGAUCACAGAGAGCAGGUCCCCCCAGACUAUUAGGGAGCCCCAGCCUGGUAUUAAGGAUCCAUGGUGCUAUUCACCCUGUGACAUACAUUGAAUUUUGUAUUAGUAGGUGGGAGUGUGCAUCAAGUAUUUUGUAUCUUUCCACUCCAUUGUUAUAAGAUUUCAUUUACUGACCACCCCCCCUUUCCAUUCCUGUCUAUAUGGAGACAUGUGGAAAGGAUAUUUACACGUAUUUAUUGAGGUUGGCAAGUUCUAGCAAUUCUAAUCAUUAUAUGACAUAAAUCUGCUCACUACUGGGUAGUUGUUUUUUUUUCUCGAUAUCACGAUAAAGGUAAAAAAACAAAAAACAAAAACACCAUUCCAUUGAUAAAGGAAAUCUUAGAACCAUUUACAGGGUAAAAAAAAACAAAGAAGCAAAAAAGAAAUCUUCCUUAGGCCUUUCUUUAUAUGUAUUAUUGCUCCGCUCUAGAUACUGAAACUGAAAAAAAUAAUACUUUUACAGAUUCCGUGUGAUAUAGGAAUUUUUGAGGUGACCUUAACAAAAGUAGGUGACCUUUUUCAACUGAUGGUCAGUUUGAUACUAACUGGAGCAGUGUGAUCAGACCUAAAUCAAGAAAGUUAACUCUUGUGUGUGGGAGGCAAGAAAGUUCAUUAUUGUUAGAAUUUGAGAUUACAUCUGUGUUCUAUUGCUUCAUAGAAUUCAUUUUUAUGAUUCGUGACCAUAGCCAUUUGAGAGCUAUCCUAUAAGUUAGUUUCAGGAGUUGGUUCACAGCAAUUUCUGUUUACCCUUAUCUGGGAUCAUGGACUCAGAUGAGGGAUACAACUAUGAGUUUGAUGAUGAGGAGUGUAGUGAGGACAGUGCAGCUGACGAACAUGAUGAUGAGUUGGAACUGGGAGAAGUAGAACUGGUGGAAGCUGGGCUUGGUGGAUCAGAGCGAGCCGGGCUUUGUGGGGAAGGAGGGGGGAGUGCCCUUGGGCCAGGCCCUGGUGGAGAUGAAGAUGAGGAUUACCGUUAUGAAGUCCUCACUGCUGAACAGAUACUUCAACAUAUGGUGGAAUGCAUCCGGGAAGUGAAUGAAGUCAUCCAGAAUCCAGCUACUAUCACUAGAAUACUUCUGAGUCAUUUUAACUGGGACAAAGAGAAACUAAUGGAAAGGUAAGAACAUAGGGUCGUCAUCCUUCUCCUGUUUUAUUUUACAUCUGUAUAAGGUGAGAAAUUGACCUUUGCUAUCUGGUCAGAAAAGCAAAAACACCCAGGUUUUAUCAUACGUGAGGUCAGAACACAGAAUGUGCCAAGACUCUGUUUAGUUGUGCAGAUUACAAGCCUACCUCACCAAAUGUUAACAGAUCUUAUGAACUGCAGUUUUAACAAGCACUCCCCUUUUUUCAGUCUCUUCACAGGGAAAAAACUUCUCAUUGAGACACCUUUAAAUUGUUGCUCGCGCGCACCUCUGAUCUGUGUGGGAGGAGGCAAGUAUGCUCUACUUGAGCGUGCCUGCCACUUCCGUUGGCUUAGGGGAGUUGACGGAAGUAGGCUGCCUACCUCUCUGGCUCAUUGUUUGACAACCAGUGGGGUGCUCCCUUGUUAAUUUCUAAAAGUGUUGAUUUCUCAUAGAAAUCAGUACUUUUAUAAAUUGGGGUUAAACUAGGAUACUCCUCACCCAUGAAGCACUUCACCAAGCUGAAGUGAUUUUGUGAUGUGGAGUGAUCCUUUUAGCUGCAAAUAACUCCUGUUUUAGAUACAAAAUAUGAGAAAUCAUUUACAAUGACUCAUGCUUAUAUAAAUGCUUAAGCCCUUUGUGUAAUUCAAAAUACUGCAAUCUUGGUUGGUCAUAACAAUGUCAUGUAAGGGCUGAAAGAUUUAAAGGGAACCAAUAGUCGCAAACAAACAAAACAAUAGUUAGUUCUGAAAUGUAGGCUCCCUUCAGUCCGGCCUCCUUUUGCUUUUUAGAAAAACGUACAGGGUUAUUCACUGAAGUUAGAAUUGAUGGUAACUUCAAAUUCUAAAAAGCUGCAAUGUUUUGCAAAAUGAAAGGACCAAUGCACCCAGGCCACUUCAUGAUAUUGUUUGUAAAUUACUUGCUUCUAUGCAUCCACGUUGUAUAGUGCAGCGGAUAGUGUUGGUGCUGUAAAAUAAUGCCUAUAUUAUUAAAGGAACUUUCCAGUCAUUAUAACCACUAUAAUGGUCAGGGUCCUGGAGGGGCCCGCAGCACACUCUUUCUUACCUUCCCAGCAGCUCCCUUCAGCACCCCUGUGUAACUCUCACGAGUCCCGCGGCCUGUGUGACUGUGUGAGAGUUAUACAGGGGAGUUGCUGGGAAGGUAAGUAAGAGUGUUGCUGGGAUUGCCGUGGGCCCCCCAGGGAAUGCCAUAUCCCCCCUCCCUGGCCAGGUAAGAAGCAGGGAGGGGGGACUAAAACAAAUUUAAAAAAAUUUAUAUUAUAAAAUAAAAAUGCCCCACCCCCAUUUUACUCACAUUAUAUACCUACACAUACACACACUACACAAACACACUGCAUUCACACUACACAAACACACUCUGCAUUCAUUAUACACUUACUGCAUUCACUAUAUACACACUACACACACACACUUUGCAUUCAUUAUAUACACACUACACAAACACACACCCUGUAUUCAUUAUAUAUACACUAUACACACACACCCUGUAUUCAUUAUAUAUACACUAUACACACACACACACUCACACUCAGAAUCGGUAAGUUAUCGGCUACACAUUUCUUUUGAACAUUUUUCCUGCAAAACCACAACUGUCUAGUUCGUUAAUUCUCAUAGAUUUAACAUUGCCCAAUAUUUCUACAGUACUAGUUGUUCACUAUAUAGUGGGCCCUGGUCUUUUUGGGCUGAGUUAAAAAGCGCUGUUCUAGUAGGUUUUCAGUGAAUUCGCGUUUGUAUGUCCAUAAUUCUUGAUCUAAAUAACUUUUUUCCGGUCUAAGCGAAUAACUUGUUGCAUGUCUUCACAGGUAUUUUGAUGGGAACUUGGAAAAACUUUUUUCAGAAUGUCACGUUAUUAACCCUAGUAAAAAGUCAAGAACGCGCCAAAUGAACACUCGUUCCUCUGCCCAAGACAUGCCCUGUCAGAUCUGCUACUUGAAUUACCCCAAUUCAGUAAGUGUUUCAAAACAAAAUUACUUGGUGUUUCCGUUAUGCUGUGGAUUAGAUCAUUACUAGCAGUACUGUAUGGCAUAUACUCUAAUCUCUUAACAUUUUUAUCAUUUGGCAUGUGAGCAAUUUUCGGCAAGGACUCACAGAAGAAUCGAUUUACUUAUAGUUGGAAAAUGCCAUGUAGACAUAAAGAGUUAGGUACAGAUUAAAAAGACAUGGGUGUCUUUGUGCACAAGAGUGUCUCUAGCUUCUAGAUUAUUAAUUGGAUCAUGGGAUGCACAUGCCACUAGGUGUAGAGGGUGCUCCAAACACUGGCCCUAACAGAAAAGAAACCCUGUAACCUACGUAGAGGUCCUUCCUGAAAUGAACCAACUGCUAACCCCCUCUAAUGAGGUUUAAGUUUAACCUAAUAAAACGAAAACUUUGAGAAGAACUAAAUUAGAACUUAUCUCUCAAAGGUUUACAGAAAACAUAAAUUUUUUUUGUUAGUAAAAGUGCGAUUUGUAAUCCCUUUUGACAUUUAUGAUCAAGUUGUGAUGUAUAAUAGUUUACAACUUUUUGGACACGUUCAAGAAUCUAUUGCUGUAAUUCUCUGCUUCCUCUGUAAAAGUAUUUUAUUCUAUUUCCUUUACUUGGUACACUCUCAAAUAAUCCAUCAAUGUUGACUGCAAAUCGUGUUGAUCACUGCAUACUUCAUGUUUUUUCGUCGCUGCUUAGCAGUUUUUAAAGAUCUCAUAACUGUUUUUCCUCUUCAGUAUUUCACAGGCCUUGAAUGUGGUCACAAGUUUUGUAUGCAGUGCUGGAGCGAGUACUUAACCACAAAAAUCAUAGAGGAAGGAAUGGGACAGGUAAUAUUGGGGAAAACACUUAAUGAGUGGGUAGCAGGCAUAGUCUUGUUGACUUUUUUUUUGCUUCCAUUUAUGUCUCUUCACUUUUGUAUUUAAUCUUUUCUGAUCCAAUCUCUAUUGUCCACGAUGUUUAAUUACACACUUGUUGUUUUCUCCCCCAGACUAUCUCCUGCCCAGCCCAUGGCUGUGAUAUCUUAGUUGAUGACAAUACCGUAAUGUAA